AAAACGCAUUGGAUAAGUUGGAUAAGUUGCUGCCAACGGUGGGUAGAAGCAACGGCGUGAACGCUGGAGGCAUUCGGCUAGUAACGGGAAUCAUCUGUUGCACGACCAGCUCGGCGUGACUCGCUGCUGUCUGAAAUCUCGGAGCCACAGCACUGUAGCUUGGUUACCCAGCUCAACCCUAUAAAAUGGUUCAAAAGAAGAGAACUGAAGUUACAGGAUUCCAUCGAUCUUACAAGGGUCAAAAUCCUUUCAAAUCGGAUGAAUUUACCAAAACGGACUCCCAUCUACUAGAACCAUCAUUUGAUUUAAAUUGCUCUUCGAGGCCUGACAUGCCAACCAGUCAGCCUAUUGAUAUCCCAGAUGCCAAAAAGAGAAACAAAAAGAAAAAAAGAUGCAGAGCCACUGACAGCUUCUCUGGACGUUUUGAAGAUGUGUACAGACUGCAGGAUGAAGUUCUUGGAGAGGGAGCUUAUGCCAUUGUACAGGCAUGCAUCAAUCUUAUCACCAACAAGGAAUAUGCAGUCAAGAUUAUAGAGAAGAGGGUGGGACACAGUCGCAGUCGUGUCUUCAAGGAGGUGGAGAUGCUCUAUCAGUGCCAGGGCCACAGAAACAUCCUGGAGCUUGUAGAGUUCUUUGAGGAAGAGGAUAAAUUCUACUUGGUUUUUGAGAAGCUAAGAGGAGGUUCAAUAUUGACUCAUAUCCACAAAAGGCAGCACUUUAGUGAGCAAGAGGCCAGCAUUGUGGUGCAGGACAUCGCUAGUGCUCUUGACUUCUUGCACAAUAAGGGAAUGGCACACCGGGACCUCAAGCCUGAAAACAUUCUUUGUGAGCACAGUGACAGGAUUUCUCCAGUAAAAAUCUGUGACUUUGACCUGGGGAGUGGUAUUAAGCUGAACAGUGACCGCUCCCCCAUUUCCACCCCGGAACUCCUGACUCCGUGUGGCUCGGCGGAGUACAUGGCUCCUGAGGUUGUGGAGGCGUUCAACGAGGAGGCGAGCAUCUAUGACAAGCGUUGUGACCUCUGGAGCCUUGGAGUCAUCCUGUACAUCAUGCUGAGUGGAUACCCACCUUUCGUGGGUCGCUGUGGCACAGACUGUGGCUGGGACUGGGGAGAACCCUGCCAUGCCUGCCAGAACAUGUUGUUUGAAAGCAUCCAAGAAGGCAAAUAUGAGUUUCCCGAGAAGGACUGGGCACACAUCUCUCCAGGAGCCAAAGAUCUCAUCUCCAAACUGUUGGUACGGGAUGCCAAAAACCGCCUUAGCGCAGCCCAAGUGCUGCAACACCCAUGGGUUCAAGGAUGUGCUCCCAACACUGUGCCAACAUCUCUUCUGCAUCAGAGGGGUGGCAGUGCCCAGGACCUGACAUUCUUUGCUGGACAGGCGGUGGCAGUUAACCGCCAGCUGGCUGAGCGGGAAGAGAGUGAGCAGCAGCAGCUUGAGGAAGAGCAGGCCUCGGCCCAGCUGGACUCUGACAGUCCCUGCUCCAUGCGCCUGUCGCCCCCCUCCAAAUCCAAGCUCGCCAAACGAAGACAGGGGGCCAGUCAGCAGAGAGGAGGGCCGGUGUGUGCCGCCGAGCUCUGUCAGCUCUUGGCCCCACUGGUCAUUGUAGGUGACUGCGCCUAAUCUCCCACCUCCGCCCCUCUCGAAUCUCUCCAAACUUCUUCGACCCUGGCACAUCACCUGCAGGCCCUAUCUUCAAGACCGGCCUCUCAGCAAUUACACAGAACCUGAAGGCUCUUGUCGGAGGAGCCUUCUACUGAUGCUUUAAGCACCUCCACAGAACAUUUAGUCACCAGACUUUUUAUCUUCCAUUCUCAGUUAUUGAGUGGGUAGUGCGGCUGAAGCCUGGGGUUGGAUGUAUGUUUGGGAGAUGAGGGUUUCCCUGGAUUCCACAGAGAAAUGCGGUGAUGAUGGAGAACUUUUCAAAUGAUCUUCAACACCAAAGGACUACCUGUAGUGCUGCUUCCAUGUGUGUAGAACUGGAUCCCACUGUGAACUUUAAAUUUUCAGUAACACUAUUGUUCAAAGCAUGAGGAAAAAUUUUGCUUUCCUUUUUGCCUUGCUGUAUUUGCAGGGACUAUCCCUGUUCUUGCAGAAUUUGUACUCUUUUGUAAUUUGCAACUUUUGCUUCUGUCUUGCCCCGUCAGAGAGAGGGGAGUUCCAGUGGCAGGUAUGCAGAUACUCACAUCUGACUGUAUGAAGGUGUUGCUGGGACUUUCAAAGCAACCAAAGCCUGAUAUGUAUCAGUCUCCCCAAAGACACACAAUUGUUUUGAAGUAUUCAAUACUCUGAAACAUUAACAAAUUCUUUGAAAUAGCAGGUGCGUGUACGAAAAGUCUCUGAAUUUUUAAAGAGCGGUCAGUUGCAGACUUGUGGGUUUUUUUGUUUUGUUUUGUUUUUUUUUUCCCUCUUAUUUUGAUUUGUGGCGAAAGUCUCAGCAACAAAUGUUAAAGUUCUGCCUGUUUUCAGUCAAUACCUCAGGACCUUUUAAAUGGAGAACUCCAAUGGAGAGACGCAAUGGCACAUCCAAAAGCAAAAAAAAUCCAUAAUUUUCUGAAAUUUCUUGAAGCAAGGAGUUGAUGUUUUAUAUCAAACUGAGUCUUAGUUUUGUGUUUGUUCUUCAUUGUCUCACACUGGAAAGUUUUGUGUUCACCACAGAGGCUUGACAGAACUGAAUCAUAUUUAAACAACCCCACGCUAGAUGUCUUGCGAGAUGAGAUCAGUUUGUCCAAAUAGCUUUAUUUCACCUCUCAGCUCUCACCUUCUCUGGUAGCUAUAUCACUUUGGAAUAUUAUUUUUUAAAAGUUUGUUUCAAGGCUCUGCAACAAACAAGAGGGGUGUUAACUGUAGAUGCAGUUGUGUUGACUCACCGUUUUUGAUAUUGUCCCCUUUUAGUUUCCUCUUUAUAAAAUGUCAUAGCAUUUCCACAGUCUAAUGUGUGGCACUUGGACCAAUCAGAGGUGCACUUAUUUUGAGUUAUGUCACUCAUAUUACAAGACUGGUAUGUUAAUGGCAUCUUGCCUUUUCAAUAAGCUUUAAAUUAUAACCACACAAUUCAGGUGGAAAAUCCUAGAUCAGGGAUGAUCUUGGUUUGUACAUGUGUAUGCAGACCUUAACUGGCACUUAAAUUAGUUUCUCGUCUCAAAGUUAGAAUAAAGGUUAAAUACUCCAGCAGUCUCUGUAGAGACAUGGGUUUUCAGAACUGCCGUAGUUUGGGCAAGUGAUCUGAGAGUUCAAAAAAAGAAUGUCACAUUCCAUGUGAGUUUCUUUUUUUCUUUUUUUUUUCUUUUUUUUUUCUUUAAGAAACAGCUCAGUAACAAAAUUCCUCAAAAUUUGUGUGCUCAUUUGUGUGCCACAUUGAACCUGUGUGUUCUGUGGGUGUGCUUUUUGUUUUUCUUUCU
This is a messenger RNA of Chanos chanos (milkfish), 3400 nucleotides long. RefSeq names its product MAPK interacting serine/threonine kinase 2a (gene mknk2a). The transcript has 14 exons. The coding region runs from base 186 to 1622 and encodes 478 amino acids. The record is from RefSeq and is a predicted model, not a curated record. Lineage: Eukaryota; Metazoa; Chordata; Actinopteri; Gonorynchiformes; Chanidae. Gene Ontology annotation, molecular function: ATP binding; protein kinase activity. Gene Ontology annotation, biological process: protein phosphorylation.